Molecule: messenger RNA, 3728 nt
Organism: Phoenix dactylifera (date palm)
Lineage: Eukaryota; Viridiplantae; Streptophyta; Magnoliopsida; Arecales; Arecaceae
Product: Leucine-rich repeat protein kinase family protein
Biological process (GO): protein phosphorylation
Molecular function (GO): protein binding; ATP binding; protein kinase activity
Source: RefSeq, a predicted model, not a curated record
UACUCAUGGCGUCGAGCACUAGAAAUCUGAUCUCUACAGUUCAUUUCUGCCUUUUUGCAUUGAGAAUAACCUCUAGGAACCCAUCUCAAUUGGUAAAAAGUUUUUAAGAAAUAUUUAAUGAAUUCUUUGAUAGGGAAAAAUGGGCGAGAGAGAGAGAGAGAGAGAGAGAGAGAGAGGAGAGAGAGGUCAUGUCAACCGUAGCAGGCCCCAAUGGUGUACUGCUGUGCUGCUGCUCCACCCAUGGCCCAACUACUACUCACUCAUAGAUGAAACGAGACUUCUGUGAUGUCGCUGCAAAAGGACUGGGUGCCACGCCUGUUUCUGGCUUCCGGUCUCCUUCAACACAUCCCCACCCAUCUCUUCUCCUUCUCGUGUUUGCCUCUUACAAAGCUUGCUGUUUGCUUUUGUGCCCAACUUUUUUUUUUUUUAUAUGUUCGAUAGAAGCAUCAAGGAAGGGACCAGGAUUUCUUUCUAGGUAUCCUUCACUCGUCCACCCAGCUCAAGCUGCUGUCAUUUUGUGAAUCAUGUAAAUAUCUCUCUUGUAUGCUUUGGAUUUGAGGGGGGGGAGGGGGGGACUAGUGAUUCUCAAAGGGAAAUCAACUCUUCCUCACAGGUGUGGGCUUGUUAGAUGAGAGAUGGGUCUCCACCAGCCCUCUAAAUGUAUGUCUUGAAGCAGAAAGUGGAAAGAGAUUGUUUCUCUGAAGAAAAGAAGAUAUAGAACAUCAUCUAUAUACCAAAAAGAAGAGGAAGAGGAAAGAGGGUACUGGCUCUGCCAAUGGCUUCUUUUGGCUGCUGCUGUUUUGCUCUUCUGAUGGUUAGUCUUCUACUUGGAAGCCAGCCAGCCACUGCCCAGCUUCAGGAUCAGCCCACUAUGGUGGCUCUCCAGAGAGAGCUCAUGGUGGCGGACUGGGAGCUCAACAGCACAAGCUACUGCUUCUGGCGCGGCGUCACCUGCGGCGGCCCGAACCAAGCGGUGGAGGCGCUCGACCUCCCUCGCCGCAACCUCCGAGGUAACAUCUCGCUCAUCUCCGAGCUCAUGUCAUUAAAGCGGCUGGAUCUUUCCGGCAAUUCCUUUCAUGGAUCAAUUCCUUCUUCUCUUGGAAAUUUAGCCAUGCUCAAGUUCCUCGACUUGUCGAUGAACAAGUUUGAGAACAGGAUUCCAUCAUCUUUAGGCAAAAUCAGAGACCUCAUAUCAUUAAAUCUUUCGAACAACUUCCUCUCGGGGGAAAUACCCGAUGAGUUGAAGAAUUUAGAGAGGCUUCAGGAGCUUCAGAUUUCUGGGAACAAUCUUACUGGCUCCAUUCCUGAUUGGGUUGGCAACCUCACUGAUCUGAGAGUCGUUUCGGCAUAUGAGAAUAGUUUGGUUGGUGUGAUUCCCAGAAAUCUGGGCUCGGUUUCUCAGCUUGAGGUGGUGAACCUCCACUCCAACCUGCUCGAAGGGGCGAUACCAGAGAGCAUUUUCAAGUCGGGGAAGCUGCAAGUUCUGGUGCUGACUGUAAACAGAUUGAAUGGCAGCCUUCCCAAGUCGUUGGGGAACUGCAAAGGCCUCUCGAGUCUUCGAAUUGGAAACAAUCAGCUCGCUGGGAGCAUUCCUGCGUCCAUUGGCAACGUUAGCAGCCUAACAUACUUUGAGGCAGACAACAACAACCUCUCUGGAGAGAUUGUUCCAGAGUUUGCACAGUGCUUGAACCUCACGCUAUUGAACUUGGCCUCUAAUGGCUUCACAGGGACCAUACCUGAGAGGCUCGGGGAGCUGAAGAACCUCCAAGAGUUCAUUGUCUCAGAUAACAGUCUCACAGGCGAUUUCCCAAAGUCUAUCCUCAGGUGCAGGAACCUUAGCAAACUUGACCUGAGCGACAAUCGAUUCAAUGGAAGCCUACCUGAAGACCUCUGCAGCAUGUCGAGACUGCAAUUCCUACUUCUGGAUCACAACUCCAUCAGUGGAGAGAUUCCUGGGGGAAUUGGGAACUGCGGAAGGCUGCUCGAGCUGCAGAUGGGCAGCAACUACCUGACUGGUAACAUCCCACCUGAGAUCGGCAAGAUCAAGAAUUUGCAGAUAGCUCUAAAUCUUAGCUUCAAUCACCUCAGAGGACGAUUGCCUCAGGAACUGGGAAGGCUCGACAAGCUGGUCUCCUUGGAUGUCUCCAACAACCAGCUUUCUGGAGGCAUUCCAUCGGAACUCAAAGGCAUGCUGAGCUUGAUAGAAGUGAAUUUCUCAAACAAUCAGCUCGCCGGCCCGAUACCAAUCUUUGGUCCAUUUCAGAAGAGCCCUCGUUCAAGUUUUUCAGGAAAUAAAGACCUAUGCGGUGAUCCGUUGGAAUCUAACUGUGGGGAUUAUUUUGGAUCGGCCGAUGGUUCGGACCGACACAGGGUGUCCUACAAGAUUGUAUUAGCUGUUGUUGGAUCUGGUUUGGCUGUUUUCGUGGCGGUAUCGGUUAUUGUUGGCCUGUUUAUGCUGAGAGAGAGACAAGAAAUGGAUGCCAAGGCUGUCGUGGUUGCAGGGGAAGUGGUUGUGACUCCUCCACAAAUAGCUGCUGGGAAUGUCUUUAUUGAGAGCUUGAUGCAAGCCAUCGACUUUGACAGUGCUGUCAAAGCAACCUUGAAGGAUUCAAAUAAAUUGAGCAGCGGGACAUUUAGCACCGUCUAUAAGGCAGUGAUGCCAUCAGGACUUGUUCUUUCAGUCAAGAAGCUGAAAUCCGUGGAUAGAUCGGUUGUUCACCACCAGAAUAAAAUGAUAAGGGAGCUUGAAAGGCUUGGAAAUCUUUGCCAUGCCAAUCUGAUGAGGCCUAUCGGUUACGUAAUCUAUGAGGAUGUCGCCCUCUUGCUGCACCAUCACAUGCCUAAUGGAACACUAGCGCAGCUCCUCCACGACACCACGGGCACUGGGUUCGAUUCCAAUUGGCCAAGAAGGCUGUCCAUUGCUGUUGGAGUUGCUGAAGGAUUAGCCUUCCUUCACCACAUUGCCAUUAUCCAUUUGGAUAUAUCAUCUGGCAACAUUUUUCUUGAUGCUGAUUUCAAUGCUCUGAUUGGGGAGAUAGAGAUAUCCAAGCUCUUGGAUCCAUCAAAAGGAACUGCAAGUAUCAGUGCAGUGGCUGGCUCCUUUGGUUAUAUUCCUCCAGAAUAUGCAUACACAAUGCAAGUUACAGUGCCAGGGAAUGUUUAUAGCUUUGGAGUGGUGUUACUUGAGAUCCUAACAUCUCGAUUGCCGGUCGAUGAGAUCUUCGGGGAAGGGAUAGACCUGGUGAAAUGGGUCCAUAGCGCAUCAGGAAGGGGCGAGACUCCAGAACAGAUAAUGGAUGCGAGGUUAAGUACUGUCUCAUUUGCUUGGAGAAAGCAAAUGCUGGCAGUUCUGAAGGUUGCGAUGCUCUGCACCGACAGCACACCAGCAAAGCGGCCUAAGAUGAAGAAAGUAUUGGAGAUGCUUCUUGAAGUGAAGGAAAAUUAGAUGUAAGAUUUUUUAGAAACUUCUCCAACCCUUCAUUUGAGGUUUAUGUGAUGAUAGGUACAAGGUUCAGAACACUUAGUUGAUUGGAGCUUCUGCUAUGCUUCCACUACUUGCAGGUUAGGCUUGAAAGUAGAACUUAAAUUCUUGGGGGGAGAAGGGUGGGGAAAAAAAAUGCUAGAACUUGUACCGUGUUUCAGCGAAAGCCGAAUCAAGAUUUCUGUAAUUACGGUUUAUAUUGAAUUUGAUGGUGAAUUUGUUGUGAGAAGAACAUCUUGUGAUGCAA